Molecule: messenger RNA, 315 nt
Organism: Knipowitschia caucasica
Lineage: Eukaryota; Metazoa; Chordata; Actinopteri; Gobiiformes; Gobiidae
Source: the annotation of a GenBank genome assembly
AUGUCUCACAGAUUGCCGUCCUUCUGGGGUCUGGUGAACUCGGCCUGGAACCUUUGUGCGAUCGGGAAGAGACAGUCUCCCAUCGACGUGGAAACGAGUCACAUGAUCUAUGACCCGCAUCUGUCGCCCAUCAAGGUCCACGCCGCGGGACGCAAGGUUGGGGACCGGGGGUUGGGGACCGGGGGUUGGGGACCGGGGGUUGGGGACCGGGGGUUGGGGACCGGGGGUUGGGGACCAGAGGUUGAGGGCCGGAGGUUGGGGACUGGUGGUUGGGGACUAGAGGUUGGGGACCAGAGGUUGGGGACCGGGGGUUAG